AUGGCUGUGACUGACGGCGGGGAGCUCUGGACCUGGGGAUCCAACGUCAAUGCUCAGCUCGGUUAUUCUCUACCGCCUGCCCGGCAGGACAGGGAGCCGAUGAGUGUCAUUCCUCGACAAGUCUUUGGUCCUCUCAAGAAGGAGGUUAUUUUGGGUGUUGCUGCCUCUGCUGUUCACUCAGUCGCACACACGGCAACCUCGCUUUUCUGUUGGGGCAAAAACCUGGGCCAGCUGGCGCUCAUGGACGCCGACUCUAGAUCCCUCGAAGUGCAAGUUGCGCCGCGAAAAGUAGCAGUCUCUCUAUUCUCCUCUAACAUAGUUGCUGUUUCUGCCAUCGACAAGGCCACGACAAUCCUCUUGGAAGACGGCACCGUGUGCGUAUUCACUAGCUACGGAUACAACUUUGUCAAAUUCCCGAUCCCGGAUGUCUUCGCGAACCAGCAAUUUACGCCUCGGUCCAUGUCUAGCCGGUAUGACAUGUCGAGGAACUCAAUCAAAGCGAUCACUUCAGGAGGAGAUUCUAUCGCUGCCCUGACAACGAGAGGCGACGUUUUCACUGUUGCGCUGAACCAAAGAGCAGAGGCAGCCCCUCAAGCGGCCUCGACCACGAAUCCUGCGAAGAUCAAGGGCGCCCUCACAGCUCCUCAGUGCAUCUGGAACGCGCGAAAAGACGGCGCCAGGUCAAUUGGCGUCGGCGAACAUGGUUCUGUCAUCAUCUGCACGGAUUCUGGUGCCGUCUGGCGCCGCAUCAAACGCAUGAAGGCCAAAGACACCAGGCUAUCAGGACCAUCAGGCAACAAGCGCAACGACUACAAGUUCCAGCGAGUCCCCAGCGUCACCAAUGCUAUCGCUGUCCGAAGCUCUCCGUUUGGCGCCUUUGCGGCCAUUCGCAAGGACUGUGAUGUUAUGAGAGAGCAAAUCAGUAUCGACGGGCAGACAUUGUGGGCGAACAUAUCGCCGUUGUCAGCGCUCAGGAGGUUCCAGGCAUCUGAACCUCUUCACGGCCAUAAGAAUAGCUCGACGUUGGGAGAUCCUGAGAUCUGGAGGGAGCGACUGGGGAAUCUUCCUUAUGAGCUCCUUCAAUCUUCGAACCUCAAUGCCGACCUGGAGAAGCACCUGCACUUCACAUCGCCUCAGCACUCAGGGCUCGACGUACUCAUCUGCACCUCAACAACUCCCGAGAUCAAGGUUCCCGUCCACGGAUGGCUCAUCUCGGCGCGGAGCAGUGUCGUGCGAGGCGCAUUGGCUGAGUAUCGCGCCCAUGGCCGAUAUGAAAUGCCGGAAACUCUACUGAUAGAAGAGCAUCAAGGAAAAGCCUUGAUCAUCUUCCAGUCGCUUGAUCUUCUCUCUAUCAUCAACCUUAUUGUUUACUGCUACGACGAUGUUGUUGUUCCUGCAUGGAACUUUACGCGCCAAUCAUCGCAGGCACCUCGGUACCGCCAGAUCAGGAACGAACUCAUGAAACUCGCCACCAAGCUUCACAUGGCGAAACUCGAGGUUGCUGUGCGUCUUCAAACGAGCACCGAGCGAUCUUUGGAUCAAGAUAUGAAAAGCGCCAUCCGAGACGUAGAGUUUUUCGAUGAUGCUGAUGCCAUGGUUGAGCUCGAAGACGACGAAGUACGUGUACACAGCCAGCUCCUUCGUCAACGCUGUGCCUUCUUUGAGGGGCUGUUCCACGGUCGAUCAGGGGGCAUGUGGCUAGCAGGCCGGCAGCAUGUCCUUGAGGAAGAGGAUCUUAUUCGAGUGGAUCUUGAGCACGCCGACCCCGAAGCGUUCCAAUAUGUGCUUCGACACCUUUAUGCCGAUGUGGGGCUCGAGCUCUUCAACGAUGUCGUCUCUUCUGAUCUCGACGAGUUCUCGGACCUUGUGGUGCGGGUCAUGAGCAUCGCCAACGAACUGAUGUUGGACAGGCUUUCGCAAAUCUGUCAGCACAUUAUUGGACACUUCGUCAAUACAAGGAACAUUGGCUUGCUGUUGAAUGAGAUCAGUCCCUGCUCCGUCACUGAGUUCAAAGAUGCUGGGCUGGAAUACGUUUGCCUUCAGAUGGAGACCAUGCUGGAGAAUCACUUCCUGGAUAACCUGGACGAAGAAUUGCUGAGUGAACUGGACGACGUCGUCCGCCAGAACCAAUUGGCACGGUAUCCAAUUGCUCGUAGUGGGCGGGCUGAAAGACUACUGUAUGAGCUCUAUCCCGAGCUGACGCUUGAUAUCGAGGAAGAGCGUAUCAUACGAGUCAAGGAGAUGGCAUUUAAAGCUGCCACAGAUGACCGAAAGACUUCGGUCCCGUACCGCACCCGAUUCGGCAGCGUUGAAGAUGUGUCAGGAAUUUCCCCCAUCCAGGGCAUUGAAAAGACGAGACGCAAGUCCAAGGUCAAUCGGAACGAACCUUUCAGUCCUAUGCUUCGUCCGAAGGAUUCGCACGCUGAUCUCAUGUUCGAUAUGGAUGACGAAGCACAACCUAUCAGUGCAAGUCCGCUGCGGUCUCCGGGACAAAAGCUCCCCAAUGCUCAACCCUCUCUCUCCAAAGGAAGGGUUGAUGAGAGCACCAAGGCCUCCCCUCAGCCCAACUCAUUGAACAUGGCCGAAUCGGCACGGUCUCCGGGCUCUGUAUCUCCUCUAGCCGAUCCAACGCAGUCGCCAUUUACUCCGAAAACACCAAGAGGAGCGGGCAAGGACAAAACUCUGGCAUCGAACAGUCCCUGGGGCGCAACACCUCUGUCGACCUCCAAGCUAGACCUGCGCGAGGUCAUGACGGCUACGCCACCAAAGUCGGCCCUCUCGGCAAGCUUGGCCGCGCAGAACACCAAGGAAUCGUCGCCUCGAGCUUCUCAGCCCAGGAUGUCCCAGAAAGAGAGGAAGAAGCAGCAGCAAGCGCAGGCUGCUGUGCAAGCCGCCCAGGAACUUGAAGCUCGUCAUCCUAAGGCUGCCUGGGAACCCGAGACUUCUGCGAACAAAUUGGCGCCAUGGAAAGCUGUCGAAUCGGGUCCCAAGGCGUCACUCAAGGAUACGCUGGCAUCAAGCUCGGCGGCCAAGCCCACCCCUCCAGCCGCUGUGCCCAAGGCGAAGCCGCUCGUUGCCGCUGAAACUGCUUCCUCAAAGUCGAUUCGGCCGCACCGCGUCUCCAGACACGCGUUUCUCAGGACAGAGCCGCGGGAACAGCUCACCCGCCGUGCCGACGGCAUCUACAGCACGAGACUCGCCGAAGCCAUUGGUGCCACAUUCCAAGUCGUACAUGACGCCGGCACGCAAGAACGAGUCGUAUCUUGGGUUGGUUUACCUGCCUCGCCCUACAAGUUGGUUCGUCUCGGGAAGGGGGGUAAAAGAGGAGUCACCGGGUCCGUAUCAGGGCCUGUGGAUGGCUGGACCAUGGCGGCGCCUGUCGAGGCUGUCGCUUGGAUGUGUCGAUGUGAGGCAGGAAGCGGGAAGACGAGAUAUGGGAACGGCCAGAUGACUCAGCUUGCAAGGGCACGUAUGCCUAGGGGCAGGCAGACCGGAGGGCAGGCAUCUGGACACGGCAGGCAGCCUCAGCAGCAGCCUAGGUGGCUUUGGCAGCCUGAACCACACCCUGGGAAAUGGUGCCAUUCGCACACCUCAAUGGAUGGUGGAUGGAAGGCGGGCAGGCGGGACAGAGGAUGA
Molecule: messenger RNA, 3636 nt
Organism: Verticillium alfalfae VaMs.102
Lineage: Eukaryota; Fungi; Ascomycota; Sordariomycetes; Glomerellales; Plectosphaerellaceae
Product: BTB domain and ankyrin repeat protein
Exons: 3
Coding region: 1-3636 (1211 amino acids)
Molecular function (GO): protein binding
Source: RefSeq, a predicted model, not a curated record